UGCUGACGUUGUACACACGGAGAUGAAGAACGGCGCCAAAUGUAAUCUGUGAGCAAGUACAAUUAACUCACUUUAUACAGUUGUUAGUGUAUGUCACUGUAUAUCUUCCUGCAUGUGUAAAGGGAAAACAUUCAGAUCUGUUUGAAGCCAUCAGUUAUGUCGCUGGCAGAGUUACAGCCAGUGGAAACAUCUUGUGUUGAAUCUACACAGGGGGAAUCCACUCUCUGCCAGGUGAUAAGUUCAGGUGGGGAAGGUGACCAGGUAGUCGUAUCCCAGUUCUCUGCUAACCCAGAUGGGAGUAAUGUCUUGUACUUGAAUGUACCAACCUCAGGUGACCUGUCAUCGCCUGCAGUGCAGCAUGUGUUUGAUCCCACUAGUCUUGGCAAUGUGUCCGCCAGGUCGUUAUUAUACAAUACAGAGACAGUCUCUAAAGACACAGACGGCCAUGUAACUGUGGAAAAGCAGUUGGAUGAGAUAAAUACAGUACGUUUGGAGAAAGAAAACCUUCCUGAGGCCAAAGGUCUUCAUGCUCCCUCUGGACCAGGGGUGACAGUGGCACAAAAUGGACAGGUGGCAUACCUGGUGAUGAACAAUGAAGGCGGCACAGGUUCCCUGCAGUUACCUGGAGGUUUACAAAUCAUGAACUUAGCGCCUGGUCAGUUCACUGGUCUUGGACAAACACCUGGCGUGACCGCCCCAAUGCCUUUGGAGUCUGCAGAUGGGGAAGAACCACUGUAUGUGAAUGCAAAACAGUACCACAGGAUUCUUAAGAGGAGAGAGGCACGGGCUAAACUUGAAGCUCUUGGUAAAAUACCUAAAGAAAGACCUAAAUACCUGUAUGAGUCCAGACAUAAGCAUGCCUUGAACAGGAAAAGAGGAGCUGGAGGAAUAUUCACCAAAAAGAAACCAGGGCAAGAUAAGCAAGACGCAAGGAUUAAGGAAGAGAAAAGUACUGGAUCUCACAGUUCAGACCUGCAAACUUCAAGUGCAAGUUCAUAUUUACGGAAUUUGAUAACAAAUAGCAUCAACUAGGAGGGCAAUAAGGUGCUUUAACAAUGUUGUCAGCUGUAUAAAGAAAUAUGUACACUUGCAAGGAUCAGCCCAGUGGUUUAUUUCAUGUUAAUUCAUCAAGACUCCUGAAAAUAAUAUACCUGCAAUUACUGUGUGAACUCUCUAUCAGGUAACUUAUAGGCUUUAUUUGUUGUUCACUAUUGCAUACAGUUUAAUUAUUUCAGAAAAGUUACAAGAUUAUUUAUUCACUUUAGCCUAAGUGAAUUGUCUUCAGUAUUUUGGGAAAAUUGUAUAUGCAUGGGUCCAGGUAUUGCAUUUUUACGCAUUUGUAUAAUAAAGCUGCCAUGGCAUCGACUCUUUUUGGGAAUUUUUACAGUGUGUAUGUAUACUGUAUAUUUGGAGUGAAAUUAAAAUAACUUGACAGGCAUGGCAACUUGAAAUCUGUCUGUGUCCCAGCUCUGGCAUUUUUUUGCUGGGUUUCUUUUGUCUGGUCUUCUUCCAAAACAUUCCAAAUGUGUUAUAAAUAAAUUUCAGUUGCAGUUGGUUAUUUACUGAUUUAUUACAAAGAUUUCACAGAAAUCAUGUAUGAAUAAAACUUUUUAUACAAGAUGAAAUUAAACCACCACCCGUUUUGUAACACAGCAAGAUGUUGUAAAUAAUGUAGUUCAUUUGGAGUUGAAAUGAAAAUGGAACUGUCCAAUCCUUUACCCAGUCCAUCAGUCUUCCCCUUGAAAAAGCUUCCACAUGAAUGCCAUGGAUGCUGAAUUAUAACUUGCAUUUGUGUCUGCUUUUCCCACUAGCAUUUUUCUCAGCUCAUGGACAGAUAUAUGAACCUGGAUAUGGUUUAAAUGAGUUGAAACUUGAACCUAUCUAAUUGUGAGGUAUUGAUGGGAUUACCAGUUAGUAGAAGUGCAGGUAAUCUGAGGUAAAUAUCUGUUAUAAUAAAAUUUUACACAUAAUAAAAAUAAUUGUAAAUAAAAGUAUGUGCACAGUUUACUACCAUAAGCAAUAUGGAAAAAAGGGGAUUUUUAAGAGUAUGCUUUCUCAGUUUACUUUUUCUGCCUUUACUGCUUUUUGUUCUUUCCUAUUUUGUUAAGGUGUUUGCACUUUGUAUGUAAUGACAACUUCUGGUAAUAUUGUACUUUGUACUAUAUAAGGUAAUACACUAUGGUGAACAGCUAUAGUGCUAUUCAGUACACGUAACAUAAAGUUGACAGUAUACUGGACUGUAAUGUGAAAAAUAUUAAUCAUGUUAUUGUAACUACACCAUUGUUUCAAUAAAAAAAAUGAAAAAGAGCGUAAUCACUCCUAAUUGCCUGCACAGUUGUUGUAUCUUAAGACGAACUGUUAGCAGUGGCUCCAGUUUUUGUGUUUAGAAUCCUAAAAUUUCAGGCACUCAGAAAUCUGAGGAUAUAAGGAUUAUCAGGUUUAUUGAACUUGAAAGGUAUCUCAUUGUAUCUCUGAAGAUUGUAUGUCUAACAUAAGGUUUCAUUAGCUCAUGUAUAAUGAAUAAAAGCUCUUGGAUAAUAAAGGCCUUGUCCACAACCAGUUGAUCUGCAGAUUAACUAUAUUUCAAAUAUUUCUUCGAUAAACUUGGGUGCGCAGGAAGUCAUGCCAUUGUGUGUAUGGUGUGUUACAGUUAAAGUUGGAAAGAUCUCUGCUUUUUACAGAUAUAUUCCCUGUAAAUAUAAUACUUGUCACCUACAAAUUGGUCUCUCAGCCUGGAGGUCACUAGAGUUGCUCCUGUCC
Molecule: messenger RNA, 2760 nt
Organism: Lingula anatina
Lineage: Eukaryota; Metazoa; Brachiopoda; Lingulata; Lingulida; Lingulidae
Product: nuclear transcription factor Y subunit alpha
Biological process (GO): regulation of DNA-templated transcription
Cellular component (GO): CCAAT-binding factor complex
Molecular function (GO): DNA binding; DNA-binding transcription factor activity
Source: RefSeq, a predicted model, not a curated record